Musa acuminata subsp. malaccensis (wild Malaysian banana) is the source of this 956-nucleotide messenger RNA. RefSeq names its product ethylene-responsive transcription factor ERF071. The record is from RefSeq and is a predicted model, not a curated record. Gene Ontology annotation, molecular function: DNA-binding transcription factor activity; DNA binding. NCBI's taxonomy places the organism in Eukaryota, Viridiplantae, Streptophyta, Magnoliopsida, Zingiberales, Musaceae. Gene Ontology annotation, biological process: regulation of DNA-templated transcription; ethylene-activated signaling pathway.
AUCUUUCGUCAUUUCCACCACCAUCUCUUCUCUCUUUUGUUUACGUCAGAUCUCCCAGAACUCAUACGUCGUCUCGGACUAUAAUCUUCCAAAAGCAGUAGCGGAAGGGAAAGAUGUGUGGCGGCGCCAUCAUCUCCGACUUCAUCCCUCCCUGCAGCCAACACCGCCGCAGCCGCCCCAACCCCAGUUCCGACUCCGACAACCUCCUAUCCGCUACAGACCUCUGGCCGGGCUCCUUCGACGACCCCCAACAUGUCCCCACCCAGGAUAAAGCGCCUCGGAAGCGGGAGCGGAAGAACCUGUACAGGGGGAUACGGCAGCGGCCGUGGGGGAAGUGGGCGGCUGAGAUCCGCGACCCGGUCAAGGGCGUCCGCGUCUGGCUCGGCACCUUCGCCACCGCCGAGGAGGCCGCCCGCGCCUACGAUCGCGAGGCCCGCCGCAUCCGCGGCAAGAAGGCCAAGGUCAACUUCCCCAACGAGCUGCAGCCCGGCGAGGUCGACCAGCACGCGCCAUUCCAGCACGUCCCCGCUAUUGUCGAACCCAAGCUGGAAGAGGCCCCGGCCAACGGGGAUGCCGAGGUGCGGAGGCUGUCGGAGGAGCUAAUGGCUUACGAGUCGUACAUGAACUUCUUUGGAAUCCCGUACAUGGAAGGCGGAGGAGAGGCUGCGGUAGAUGGAAUGGGGGCAUGUAAUCCGCCGACCUCAGCAGACAUGGAGAUGCUGUGGAGCUUUGACGACAUCCUUCCCACCUCGGGUGAUCUUUAAAUGAUCUCUAUCAUCUCUACUUCGACGGCAUUCUUCCCACCUCGGUCAAUGGUUUGUAUUGGAUAGCGAUGGUUUCAGUAACCGUCGAAAAUAAGGAACUAUAUUGUGUUUUUUUUUUCUUAUAUAUAUUACAUAACGUACGAGGUAUGCGUACAAAAUAUUUUACAGGCAAUAAAACAUAUUAAUUUUUCA